AUUGCAACAGAGGGGGAGCACACACACACGCAUGCACAAACACUUCCUCUUCUUCUUAACCUGAAAGACUCCCCCCCCACCCAUUUUAAUGGGCUCAAAUACUUGCCGACAGUGAGAAGAGAGAGAGAGACACACACAAGUUCCAGAGACGCAGGACAUCUUCAGACCUCUGGAAAAACUACAGGAGACCUGCAGGAGCUGACAGGACUUUGAGGGCUAUCAUUUGGGAACUCAAGACAUGUCAUUUUGGGACUAACCAAGCUUUGCUUUUAAGAUUCAGUCCCACCUGAAUUUCCCUGUCAGACUGUCGAGUGUCAACAAUAACAGUUGCAGAUAUCUGCCCUGUCUGUCUCUCUGAAGACAUCACACCUGCCAGCAUGCACAUGGAGAAGACCGAGUGUGUGUCACUGUCUCCGCUGGGCCACCCGACCCCCUCUGAACGUGAGCUGGUGUGCAUCUUUGGGACGGGGGACCUGGGCCGUUCUCUGGGCCAACGUCUGCUCCAGGCAGGCUACAGGGUGGUGUUUGGUAGCAGGAGACCCCACAGCUGCGGCCCUCUGCCCCAAGGAGCACAGGUUAAGGGUCAUGCAGCAGCUGCCCAGUCAGCCCAGCUGGUCUUCAUAGCUGUCCACAGAGAACACUAUGACUUCCUGGAGUCUUUGGGAGAACAGCUAACGGGGAAGGUGUUGGUGGAUGUCAGUAACAACCAGAAGAAGGACCUAUACCCCGAGGCUAACGCUGAGUACCUGCAGAGACUGGUCCCUGGAGCUUCUGUGGUCAAAGGCUUUAACACCCUGUCUGCUUGGUCUCUGCAGAAUGGAUCCACGGACGCCAACAGACAGGUGUUAGUGUGUGGGGACAGUGCGGCGGCCAAGCAGGGCGUGGUGGAGCUAGCCACCAGGCUGGGCCUCAGCUCACUGGACCGGGGCUACCUUUCCUCAGCCAGGGAGCUGGAAGACAUCCCCCUGCAGCUGUUCCCUCAGUGGAGGCUUCCCCUGCGCCUGGCCAUCGGCUUCACCGCCUCCUUCUUCUUCUACCUGCUCACCAGAGAUGUCAUCUACACAUACGCCACCCAGGGCAAAGACGUCUCCUUCAGAAUCAUGGUCUCCCUGGCCAACAAGGUGUUCCCCAUCGUGUCUCUGAUCAUGCUGUCUCUGUGUUACCUGCCUGGUGUUCUGGCAGGGUUCCUACAGCUCUACAGAGGGACCAAAUACAGGCAAUUCCCUGAUUGGCUGGAUCACUGGAUGUUGUGCAGGAAGCAGCUGGGUCUGCUGGCAUUGUGCUUUGCCUUCCUGCAUGCCAUUUAUACCCUGAUCAUACCCAUUCGGUAUUAUGUGAGAUUCUGGAUUGGUGCAAAUAUUGUCACCCAGUUAAAGGAGAACAGGACAAGUGAGUUUGACACUACUGUGGCAUGGCGUUCUGACUCCUACUACUCCCUUGGAAUUCUGGGACUUGGCCUGUUCGUGUUGUUAGGGAUAACAUCCCUCCCAUCAGUUAGCAACGCCCUCAGCUGGAGAGAGUUCAGCUUCAUACAGUCCAAGUUGGGCCACCUGACCUUGCUGCUCUGCACAGCCCACACCUACCUGUAUGGCUGGGACAGGUUCCUGCGUUCCUCCUCCUACAGGUGGUGGACCCCUCCAGGCUACAUGCUGUGUCUGGUGCUGCCCACCAUGGUGCUGUUGCUCAAGUUGCUGCUCAUCAGCCCCUGUGUGGAGCGCAGCCUCAGUCGCAUAAGGCAGGGCUGGGAGAGGCGGCAGUCUGGGGGGCCGGCAGGGGCCGUAGGGAAGCCCCUGUUGCUUUAGAAGACCCCCACGCACAGAUGGUCACACAGCUCUUACUGCAUGCACACAAGUCUGUCUUGGUGGUUUUGGCUGAUAGCUCUAAGAGUUGUCAGGUCAAAGACUCAGAUCUGCUGCUGAGUGUGCUGUACUGUAUAUUGGGAAAUAAUUUCCUCUUUUGUCUUCAAAAGGAAACACAUUUGAACUUUGAAAUUUAAGCAGCUCCAAAAUGUACUGAUCAUUUGACAAUGCAAAUAUUGCUAAACCAAGUCAAUUCUAAAAAGCCCCUAACUAAUUUCACCUUGGGUCACACAGAACACAGCAGCGGCAAAUAUUUUAUUUUUCUUUGUUGAAAGCAUGCUUGAACUUAUAUUACCCAUCCGCCUUCCGGUCUGUCUCAGCACUUAUCAAAGUGAAUCACACCAUAUCUCUUUUCAUUUUAUAAUUUGCUUUUUAAAAUGUUCUUGAAAUAAACAGUAUUGAAGACAA
Hypomesus transpacificus is the source of this 2267-nucleotide messenger RNA. RefSeq names its product STEAP family member 4 (gene steap4). The coding region runs from base 378 to 1802 and encodes 474 amino acids. The transcript has 10 exons. Gene Ontology annotation, molecular function: cupric reductase (NADH) activity; ferric-chelate reductase (NADPH) activity. The record is from RefSeq and is a predicted model, not a curated record. Gene Ontology annotation, cellular component: plasma membrane; endosome. Gene Ontology annotation, biological process: copper ion import. NCBI's taxonomy places the organism in Eukaryota, Metazoa, Chordata, Actinopteri, Osmeriformes, Osmeridae.